GCAUUACCUCAAACAUAUCAAAACUAUUAGCAUACACAAAUAUCAAGCUCUAGCUCCAAAAAAAUGGCUUCCAUCAAUUUCUGGUCAUUCAUUUUACCACUUCUACUCAUAACUUUUUCAUCAAUGACAAAUGUUGAAGGGGCACGUGACCUACACAAAGUGGUUGAAGUUUCCAAAGUUGAGUUGCCACCACUACCUACUCUUCCAUUGCCACCACUACCUACUCUUCCAUUGCCACUUACAGAACCACAAUUGCCACCAAUUCCAAAUUUAGGUGUUCCAAUUCCUGAUAUUCCUGUUGUACCAACUAUCCCUCAAAUUCCUCAAAUUCCAACUGUGCCUCAAAUACCUCAAAUUCCUAAGCCAGAGUUACCUAUUGUGCCUAAACCAUAAGUGCCUAAAAAUUUCAUGAAUUCUAUAUAUCUACUAUUCAGCUAUUUUGCUUUAUAGUAAUUUGUAUUGUAUUAUGUGUUUGUUAAAAUUUGUUUGUGUCAUUUGAGGGUGUUUUUAUUUGUACUUUAUGACUAUGUAUUAUUGAAUUAUAUGUUGUGUUCAGUUUUAAUGUAACAUAUUGUUUUUUUCCCUGAAUAAUAAUGUAACAUAUCGUUGAUUGUCAUUUGUAUCA
Messenger RNA from Cicer arietinum (chickpea), 625 nucleotides. RefSeq lists its product as uncharacterized. NCBI's taxonomy places the organism in Eukaryota, Viridiplantae, Streptophyta, Magnoliopsida, Fabales, Fabaceae. The record is from RefSeq and is a predicted model, not a curated record.